Messenger RNA from Chelonoidis abingdonii (Abingdon island giant tortoise), 8401 nucleotides. The record is from RefSeq and is a predicted model, not a curated record. NCBI's taxonomy places the organism in Eukaryota, Metazoa, Chordata, Testudines, Testudinidae.
AGAAACACAGAAAACAACUGGAAGGACCAGUGUCCACUAGUGCCUGUCCACUGUAAUUUCAGGAACUUGAUCAUGUGGGAUACACCCUAAUGUAUGCUUCCCAGCCCUAUGCACUAGAGGAAGGCAAAAAUACCCAGAAGUUCCCAACUAAGUACUCUGGAGGAAAACCUUUCCUGACUUCAAAUUUGACAAGUCGGUUCAACCCUGGUGCAUAGCGGUGGUGGAGGCAGUUCAUAGACUGGAUCUCAUUCUCGGCAACAAGACAGCUUAUCAAGAAGUGUUCAAGCCAGAGAACAUCAGCUUGAGGAACAAAUUGCGAGAGUUGUGUGUGAAGCUGAUGUUCUUGCAUCCGGUGGAUUAUGGGAGAAAAGCAGAGGAACUGCUGUGGAGAAAGGUUUACUAUGAAGUUAUCCAGCUCAUUAAAACGAAUAAAAAGCACAUUCACAGCCGCAGCACCCUGGAGUGUGCAUACCGGACUCACCUAAUUGCCGGCAUAGGAUUUUACCAACACCUUCUUCUCUACAUUCAGUCUCACUAUCAACUGGAGCUGCAGUGCUGUAUUGACUGGACUCACGUAACCGACCCACUGAUAGGCUGCAAGAAACCUGUAUCUGCAUCGGGGAAAGAAAUGGAGUGGGCACAGAUGGCGUGUCACAGAUGUCUGGUUUAUCUGGGAGAUUUAGCUCGCUACCAGAAUGAGUUGGCAGGUGUGGACACGGAACUGCUGGCUGAGAGGUUUUACUAUCAAGCUCUUUCUGUUGCACCACAAAUUGGGAUGCCCUUUAAUCAGCUGGGGACACUGGCAGGGAGUAAAUAUUACAACGUGGAAGCUACUUACUGCUAUUUACGUUGUAUCCAGUCUGAAGUGUCCUUUGAAGGUGCCUAUGGUAACCUGAAGCGGUUGUAUGACAAGGCAGCCAAAAUGUAUCACCAGCUGAAGAAAUGUGAAACCAGGAAACUGUCUCCAAGCAAAAAACGAUGCAAAGACAUUAAAAGGUUGCUGGUGAGCUUUAUGUAUCUCGAGAGCCUUUUGCAGCCAAAAAGCAGCUCUGUGGACUCUGAGCUAACAUCUCUUUGCCAGUCGGUGCUGGAAGAUUUCAACCUUUGCUUGUUCUACCUGCCUUCUCCUCCUAAUCUGAGCUCAGCGAGCGAAGACGAAGAGGAAUAUGAGAGUGGAUAUUCCUUCCUUCCUGACCUCCUCAUCUUCCGCAUGGUGAUCAUCUGCCUAAUGAGCGUCCACAGCCUCAAAAGGGCAGGUUCAAAGCAGUACAGUGCAGCCAUUGCUUUCACUCUGGCCCUCUUUUCUCAUCUGAUAAACCACGUCAAUAUUCGCCUGCAGGCAGAACUGGAAGAAGGGGAGAAUCCAGUUCCAACCUUCCAGAGCGAUGGCACAGAUGACCAAGAGACCCGGGAGCCCUUGAACUCCGUUGAGAAGGAAGCAGAUGCUGACUUAGCCAGCCACCGGCCCAGCGAUGAGCAGAGGAAGAAGGACAGCAAGAAGAGCAAGAAAUACUCUCGCCUUUCCUGCUUGCGCCGCCGGCGCCAUCCCCAGAAGGUCGAUGAGAGUGACCUAAGUGAGGGCUUCGAGUCUGACUCCAGCCAGGACUUCACUAAGGGCAGCGAUGGCUCGGAGAGCGGCUCGGAGAAAAGCGACGAGGAGGUGGAGACGGCCUUUGAUGUGGAGACAGACUCAGACAUGAACAGCCAGGAAUCCCGUUCUGACCUGGAGGAUAUGGAGGACGAGCCAGGGGAAGAGGGAGGUGGCCGAACCAAAAGCAUGAAAAAUGGGGCCAAGGAGGCCUUAAAAAACUGCAUGGAGGGGAGCGGGCUGCUGGACUCUAAAAGCCUAAGUGUCUCCAAGACUGAGAAUUCAGAUGCUGCAGUCAAUGGGCCAGGGUCCAUGGGCACUAAUGAAGCUAGCAUAGCCAGUAACCUCCAGGCCAUGUCCACACAGCUGUUCCAGACCAAACGCUGCUUUCGCUUGGCCCCCACUUUCAGCAACGUCCUCUUGAAACCAACUCAUGAACCAGCUGCCUUGAAGGAGGUAGUGGACAGCAAGCCUUGUGUCAACGGGGAUGUGGAGAAGCCCGGCUUCCCUGAACAAGGUAAAGAUGACUUGUCCGACUCUGAAGAGAGCAUCACCAGUAACAAAUCCUGUAGGAACGAGAGAUCCCUCCAAGAAAAACUAGAGAUCAUAACCAAUGAGGGCCUGCUUCCGACUGUCAAGGUGUUCCUGGACUGGUUGAGAACCAACACUGACCUCAUCAUCAUGUGUGCCCAGAGCUCCCAGAGUCUAUGGAACAGAUUGUCUGUGCUUCUGAACCUUCUGCCUUCUGCUGGAGAACUGCAGGAACCAGGGCUGGCUCUUGGUAACGAGGUCAAGGACUUACUGAUUGGCUGUGAACUUCCAGACUUGAGCACCAGUUUGCUGCUUCCAGAAGAUGUGGCGCUCCGUAACCUGCCACCUCUGAAAAAUGCACACAAGAGGUUUAACUUUGAGCAGGACAGACCCAUACUCUCAGCGGUGGAGGAGUCCGUGAUUCGUGUUUGCUGCAUCCGCAGCUUUGGCCACUUCAUCACCCACUUGCAAGGCAGCAUCUUGCAGUUUAACUCAGAGGUCGGGAUCUUCAUUAGCAUCGCUCAGUCUGAGCAGGACAACCUGUUACAUCAGGCCCAGGCCCAGUUCCGCAUGGCUGCGGAGGAAGCUCGUCGGAACAGGUUAAUGAGAGACAUGGCUCAGCUCCGACUGCAGCUGGAGGUUUCUCAGCUGGAGGGGAGUCUCCAACAGCCCAAAGCUCAGUCUGCCAUGUCUCCUUAUCUUGUCCCAGACACUCACGCUCUCUGCCAGCACCUCAGCAUCAUCCGGCAGUUAGCUACGAGCGGCAGGUUCAUCAUCAUCAUCCCUCGAACAGUGAUCGAUGGUUUAGACUUCCUGAAAAAGGAGAACGCAGGCGCUCGUGACAGCAUCCGGUAUUUAGAGGCAGAAUUUAAAAAGGGAAACAGGUACAUUCGUUGCCAGAAGGAUGUUGGGAAAAACUUUGAGAGGCAUAAACUGAAGAGACAGGAUUUAGAUGCCUGGAACCUCUAUAAAAUAUUGGAUAGCUGCAAACAGCUGACUGUGUCUCAAGGGAACGGAGAGGAUGACACCACAGGGAUGGUUACCAUCAUAACUGGCCUUCAGCCAGAUGAUCCAAGCAAAUUCUCUGCACCCAUGCAGUCUGCUAUCCAGGCAGCAGCCAAUGCCAGUGUAGAAAUAAAAAAUGUUCUGGAGUUCUACAAGCAGUGGAAGGAGAUGGGCUGAUGGGCAGAAGGGCAUCGGGUUGGUGUACCUUUCUCUCCCCCUCUCAGAACGCGCAGUGUCUGAACGAAGGAAACAAAACAUAGGCGAGACUUGACACGAAGAAGCAGCAGCAGCAGCAGCAGCAACCAUGACAAAAACAAAUCCAGUUCCGGCACGCACACAAAACGCCCACAACCCACACCCUGAACAGACAACUGUACAUCUCCAACAGCGUCAACUGCUCUGAGAAGAGAGACACCUCAGCGAGGCCAAGAAGAGAUCUCCCCUUCUCCCGGUCGGCAGGAUGGGCGAGAGACGGGCAGUCGUUCAUCCUCCCUAAAGCCUGCUCGGUCGUCCCCAAUUGCCAGGCAGCUCCUAGUAUGUACUUCAUUUAAACAAGCCAAAACCACAGCAGUGAAAAUGGAACAACAAAAGGGGCUAGCCUCCGGGGCUGGGGAUAAAGAUCCAAGGAGUGCUCUUUGUUGGGAAUCUGGUAAUAGGAACACGAACACCUUUUUAAUUAAUUUUUCCAUCUUCUUUCUUUUAAUUCUUAGCAUAUAUAUAUUAAAAAAAAAAAUGGAGUCCUUUGGGGUUCUGGAUCCUCUUCAAAUGUUAAAGAAUUAAAGAGAAAAAGGAAAUGAUGAUGCUAUUUUUAAACAGAAAAGCAAAAAAAAGUUUUAGGAACAAAUUUAUUUAUUCCUCUCCUCCCCUUUCCAUACUGGGGGGAGUGCAAAGUGAUUAUUGCCUGUAGAGAGAAGCACCAGCUGGAAACCUUCCCUAUCCCGCUAGGAGUUUGGUGUGCAUUCCUUGCUUUUGUACUUGUUGCGUGUUUUGUGAGCCAUGAUAGGUUUAGCUUGGGCUGUUUGAGAACAGGAGGAAAGGUCCUCCUAAACGACCCCCACCCCCAGCAUUAGGUCUUUGUGCAGGGGAGGGUAAAGGUGAAUGCAAUCCAGGCUAGGUGCUGGUAGUCAGAAUGGAGCUGCAUUGAUGCUUGGACAGUGGCAAGGGUUGUUGAUUUGGCUUGAGCCUGCCAAGACUCAAGAGACAAAUUGAACCUGAAAACAUCUCCAAAGGGUCCCUAAUUCCUCUUCCUUAUUUUGCAGUGAGUUGUUAAGGGAGGAGGGGGUGCAGAGGAUUUUCAUAAGCUUAUCAACUGUCUCUUCAGUUGCUCCCAGACUCAGCUGCUUCUGUUUAAAACAAGAGAGGUUUGCAGAGCUUAGUAGUCCCUAGGAGCAGGGUGGGAAAUGCAGUGGCCACUGCAAGUCAGUGUCAUCUGGAACCGGCCCAUGGAUUGUUCUAUGCCUUUCAGUCAGUACAGCAGCAUCCGUAAAGGAAGGGAAGACAGUAGCUGUGCAGAUGCUGGAAUUAGCUCCCUUUGUUUCCUGUGAGGCAAAUUUACAAACCUCUCUCCUGCACCAUCUCUGUGCUUCCUUCAUCUGACUUCUGGUAACACUGUUACCUGUAAAUGAAAAGCACAUUGCUAUAACAAUCACUGAGCGCCGGGGAUAAGUUCCAUCUCUGUUGAUCUGUGUCAUUGUACUUCAAGACCAGAUGUCCCCGUCCACUUGUACCAGCAGGAACUAUGCAAGUAAUAAGUUUAACCCACUGGUCUCUGUCAGGCUGUUUUAAUUUGACCUGACAAGAAGCUGCUUAGCUGGUUAUUAAUGGUGUCCUAUGAAUGGAUCAUUUAAAAAAAUAGCCGUUUGCAAUACUUGCAGAUUUCCCAGCAUAACAAAUCAUACCAGAAUUGCAGAACGUCCCAUUUGGGGUUCCGACCAGUAUGAAUCACCCAGGAUUCAUCCACCUUGCAGCUUAGAUCAUUUUGCUGCCAGCAGCCUCGUUACCCAGAUGAAAGGCCUUGGAAAGCCAGUGUGCUUUAAAGGUGAUUUUAUUCCUUUGGAAAGCAGAGGAGGGCGUAGGGGGUCAGUGUUCUCUUUACAGCUUCACCUGAAACUUGUGCUGCUUCACUAGGCUGUGCCAAGAAGACAGCUUAAGCAAAAAUGCUGAAUGGGGGCUUUCACCUGAUACUGCUGGCUUCCUGUGUUUACAAAGAGAUGUCAGCUGUGGCAUAUCCCCAGGUAGAGUUUAGUGCAUGGCAUUUGUCCUUUCCCACACGUACUCUGCUACUUUCUUUUAUUAGGUCUAUUUCUGUUUAGUUCGUGCUUUUAUUUAAUGGAGAUGCAAAAAGUAAAAAAGACCUACCCUGUGUAUGAUGUCUCCAUCAGAACCCCGAGUUGUACAAGCCAGAGCAGUGUAGCGCUGAAAGUGAACCUAUUCACCCUCUGCGUUUCUAUCCCUUUUUUUGACAUGAUGCUGACCAGUGCACUGAAUUACACUCCCCGCUGACCCACAAGGCUAGGUCAUCUUGAAUUCUGUCUAGUGGAUCAGACUUCUCUUGGACUUGGGUGUUCUGCCCAGCUCUUCUUGGUAGGACGCAAACUGGAACCCACAGCAAUGAGUGAGUUGUAGCGGAGGGAAGAUCUGCACUAAAUGAAGCUUUGUCACAGCUGAUUACAUUUCUAGUUCUAGGAAAUAUUUAUUUUUUUUCUCCCUUUCGGGGGUGUAGUCUGAGACAUGCUGUUCUGAUUUUGUAAAGAAGUGGGAAUCGUUCUACUGCAAUUAAUGUCCAAAGCCUCGGAUGGGAGCUGUUCAGAUGUAGCAUAUUCCAGUGACCACAGAUGAGACUGAGGGGAGAAAAGCAGUGCAAGUGAAGCAGAAACUGAAAACCAGUUCCUCCCAAACAGAUCACAUUGGCAUUGCAGUUAGUUAUGAUUUCCAAAGCAACAGUGCAACCCAAAAUUGGGACUGGAAUCCUAGAGCCAAGCUUUGUGACGCAGAGAUCAUGGAUAGAGUGGGGGUGCGCAGCAGCUGCCCAUCACUGCACAAAUGUGACCAUUAAGUGAGGAUGAUGCUAGGGAAGAGGUGAAGCCUGGCCACAGAAGAUGCCACAGCUGCUCAUCUUUUGAAAUGGAGCGACUGUUCGAGCAGGCAGUUGAUGGGGGCUGUUUUGACAGUUGCAGUGGGACAUGCAAAACAUUUUUAAAUUUCAUUUUUUUGAAGGUGAUUUUUUUAACCUCAAAUUUAUUUUGUAACAAUAAACGUUGCUAAGCUAAAGAGAGAUCCCUCCUUGUGUGUCCAGAAAGAGAAAUCAAGGCAGGAUUUUUUUUUUUAAGGGGGGGAAAGUGUGUCUGUAUUUUAUAAACAUCCCUGUCAUGAUGCACUGCCUUCUAAAGGGUAUUUUUGGUCGUAUCAGGAGUGUUGUGGUCAUUAAGGAGGUUGGGAAAGGCCCUUGGCUAUCCUUCAUCAGGAGGAGUGUUGAUAGCCCCUUAACGGAGGAGACCAACAUGUCACCCUUUUGCUGUCUCCAUACACAUCUUCAACCUUCUUUCUGCGGAGAUAGGAAGCUUUAGGCAGGGGUGGUCAGUUUUCAAAGAUGCAUCUUGAAGAUCCCCAUGCAUGCUUUUGUCCUCCAAAAAUGUGUUGCCAUCCAACUAAUUAAAUGCAAGGAACACAUUUUCUGUGCCCUUGCCGGAUUUAAUCUAAACUGGAAAAGGGACGAAAAAUGGUGUAUCAGUCUGUGUGGAAUAGCACAGCCAUAGAUCAAGGCACCAGGGAAGAUGACACAUAGUUUCCUCUUAUAAAACAUUUUCUAACAUUGGGCUUUAAUUGGAGGCACUGCUUGAUUCUUUUCAGGAGAGGUGCAGGGGAGGAUGCUUUUAAGGCCUGAUCCUGCAACUCAUGAUGGGCCAUAAUUCCCAACUAGUAGGUUGGCCCAAGUCUGUCCAAAAUAUGGAGCCAUGAUUAAAUGCAUAAUUGGAACUGUGCUGACUUAGACCAGCAGGGGACUUGGUCCAGGAGUCUCAAAUCCCAGUCUAGAAUUCAAACAGAGAUGGCCACUUUUAAUCAUCAAUGGACGUUGCUAAUGCCAAGUAUUUCUCCGAGGCUAGAUCACUAAAUGCCCAGUGGAGGACUGAGAGUUGAUAUAUCAUAGCCCACGGCACUAGUGCCCGUAGCUUAAUGCUGUGGUUUGGGUCUUAUGGGAGUCACCACAGCAUGCAAUAGCGCCAUCUUGAGAUGUAGCUGCAAACUGACCUUCCAUGCUAUCCUAGUGCAACAUUUGAGCCUUGCAAAGCCAGCUCUUCUUCCUCUGCUAACACAAAAGGUGCUAUCUCAGUAGCUACCAAAAACCUUCUUAGACCACAUGCAAACUAGCCCCUGGGGGAGAAAUGUUAGCUCAAGCGUCAUAACACCCGCUAUGCUGGUAACAAGAAAAAAAAAAAGUGCUUUAUGGGGUUAAAAUGUUUUUAAUUUAAUCGUUUUGUGUAUUUCUGGACUUUGUUUUUCUUUUUUUCCCCUUCCACCAAGUUGGAUUCCCAGAAGCUUCAGCGUGACAACCUCAUUCACAGAGACUGUCGGUUUCUGGGGGCGAACGGCGUCCUUGAUUUCUCAUGCGGGUGGCAUGUUUGUUUUGCCAGCAGCAGACUGUCUAUAUGUGCAGCUCUGGGUGAAAAACGCUGUUCGGUGUGUGGUGGACACUGUACUGUAUGGGUAGGGUGUGCCAAACAAUUCUUCUUUUAAGCUGUUCCCCCACUCUGGUCACACGAUUUGUUUGAAUGCCAUUUGAAACGACUCAGCUUCUCAUUCUUGUCAUCUAGCAAGGGGGCUGUUUAAAGGGGGCGUGGGAAUACAGUGGGAUACCCACUGACAAUGAAAUCAGAGGUCUGUUGGGAUAAGAAGGGGAAUGACCAUGGGUAUGGCUUUCCUGUAACCCAAUCCUUCCUCUGCUUCUGCAAGCAUUAGAACCAAUGUUGGGAGGAUGGUUGCUGGGUGGGAGUCAAAGGAGGCUAACACUCACCCUCCAGAUAUUUUAUAGCACAAAUGACCUCUAGCCUGUGGAUUCACAGUUCAGCGGCGAUUAACCAGGGAGGAGUGGACACACUGUGGAUUUACAGUCCAGGCGAUGUGUGUCCAAGGGGAACCUUGCCCCACACUUGUCAGUUGUCUGAUAAUAUAAACUCAGAGGAUGUGGGGCACAGGGCCCUUUGACCUCUGAUUUCAUGGCAUGCGUCUGACGGUGGUUGGAACACAUUGACUGGCUUAAUAAAGUACAAGAUGUUUGUA